Macrosteles quadrilineatus (aster leafhopper) is the source of this 894-nucleotide messenger RNA. RefSeq lists its product as uncharacterized. Gene Ontology annotation, molecular function: nucleic acid binding. Lineage: Eukaryota; Metazoa; Arthropoda; Insecta; Hemiptera; Cicadellidae. Gene Ontology annotation, biological process: DNA integration. The transcript has a single exon. Bases 1 to 894 code for a protein of 297 amino acids. The record is from RefSeq and is a predicted model, not a curated record.
AUGGAAGUACUCCAUGAGGGCCAUCCAGGAAUAGUCGCCAUGAAAGGUAAAGCGAGAUUUCAAGUGUGGUGGCCCGGUCUAGAUAAAGAUCUGGAAGAACAUACAAAACAUUGUGUUGGUUGUCAAGAGAACAGGCCUAAAGACAUGGAGAUGCCUCUCUUCUCGUGGACCGUCCCAACAGAAGUCUGGUCAAGAAUCCACAUAGACUUUGCGGGACCAUUCUUAGGUAAAAUGUGGUUGAUUGUUGUAGACGCACGAUCAAAAUGGCUAGAAGUGAUACCCAUGUCGACAACAACUACAAAAGCCACUAUCAAUGCCUUAGAAGAAUUGUUCUCAAGAUUAGGCUAUCCCAAAACUAUCGUCAGUGACAACGGUCCUCAGUUGACAUCUCAUGAGUUCCAGACGUUCUGCAAAAACCUUAAUAUCAAGCAUGCACGUAUAACACCAUAUCACCCAAAAAGCAAUGGGUUAGCAGAACGGUGUGUUCGAACAUUUAAAGGACGUAUGAGUGCAUCACAGAACAAUGUGGGAACCGUCCAAGAAAAGCUCAAAAGUUUCUUGUUCGCAUACAGAACAUCUCCAAAAAGGUCAACCGGAAAAUCACCGGCUUUCAUUAUGUUUGGACGCGAACUACGUACAAAACUAGACCUACUGAUCCCCGACGCAGAUACUAAAUUAGAUAAAGAAUUAGUUAGACAACGAUUGGACAAACACGAAUCAAAAUUAAAAGUAUUUCAAGAGAAUGACCACGUCUGGGUGUUAAAUACGUCCGGAUCUGGAUUCAAGCGAGGCAAGAUAGUAAAAGUAAAAGGACCCUAUUCAUAUCUUGUAAACGUCGAUGGUGUGAACCGGAGAUGUCAUGCAGAUCAUUUGCGAACGGCAGUCAGCUCUUAG